Messenger RNA from Penicillium lagena, 3729 nucleotides. Its product is annotated as OSBP family protein. Gene Ontology annotation, cellular component: membrane; cytosol; intracellular membrane-bounded organelle. Bases 1 to 3729 code for a protein of 1242 amino acids. Gene Ontology annotation, molecular function: sterol binding; protein binding. The transcript is spliced from 4 exons. NCBI's taxonomy places the organism in Eukaryota, Fungi, Ascomycota, Eurotiomycetes, Eurotiales, Aspergillaceae. The record is from RefSeq and is a predicted model, not a curated record. Gene Ontology annotation, biological process: piecemeal microautophagy of the nucleus; exocytosis; endocytosis.
AUGCCACCGUAUCCUAGCCACAAACGCUCCCGCAGCGCGUUGGCACUCGCCCUGCUCCACCGGGACAAGUCCAGGGGUGAAGAUAAGGACAGUGUCGACGACGACACCGACAGCCAGUCGAUCGGCUCCUUGCCCUCGAGUGGCUCCUUGAGACACAUGCGCAGCGCCAGUCGCCAUAGUCGUCGCAAGCAGCAUAACCUCGACACCAGCCCUGCUCGCGGCUCCUCCCUAGAACCCCUCGAACACGCAACCUCCAGCCAGAGCAUGGACACGAUAGAAAAAGUGCCCUCGAUGCCUCAGAUAGAGAGUGGCAGCAUGUCUCUUGACCAGUCUGUUCGCACCUUUCGGUUCUUUGAGAUUCUGCGCAGCGGAGACACCACCGCAAUCUCGAAAGCGAUCAAGGAGACCAAAGACCCACAGGCUGCGAACGCUCUAUAUGGAACUACGGCUCUCCAUUUGGCGCUCCAGUGUGCUGAGCCCGAGGUGGUGGAAUUUGUGCUGUCUUCCGCGGACGACGAGGAUAUCAACGCGCGGGAUCGUGAUGGAAACACUCCCCUCCACCUGGCCGCUCAGUUGGGGCGUGUUCCUCUGGUGCGUGACCUGCUGAGCCGGUCUUCGGUCAACGACGCGAUCAUCAACUAUCGCGGUCAGAUGGCCCUCGAUGUCGCCCGCACGCCCGAGAUCUUCCAGCAGCUGCAGCUGUCUCGGUCCCUGUUCAUUGAUUCCAAGACACAGGAGAUCCAAGCACUGAUUGCCAAGCGCGACUACGAGAACCUUGAGAAGCUAUUGGAAGAGCCUCGGGUGGAAGGCAUUAUGGAUGUGAACAGCCAGGAGCUCGUGACGGAUCGGACUACUCUGCAGUCGGGUGGCACUCUCCUGCACGAAGGUGCCCGAAACAAGGACGGACAACUUAUCCAGAUUCUACUCACCCACGGAGCGGACCCCUUCCGGCGUGAUAAGAAAGGGAAGUUACCCCAAGAUGUCACCAAGGAUGACAAGACCAAGGCGAUUCUGAAGAAAUCACCAGCCGCAGUCAUCGCCCAGCGAGGCAUUCAGGAGAAGGCAAUUCUUGGAAACAACAAUGCUCAGGGCCUUGCCGGGAGAGUUUCGAUGGGUGAGGCGCCGCUUGCGGGUAAAGACGCUCGGGAGAUGAAGGGAUAUCUCAAGAAAUGGACGAACUACACCAGUGGUUACAAGUUGCGCUGGUUUGUGCUGGAGGAUGGCGUCCUGAGCUACUACAAGCAUCAAGACGAUGCCGGCUCUGCCUGUCGGGGAGCGAUCAACAUGAAGAUUGCACGACUCAGUAUGGAUGCGCAGGACAAAACUCGCUUUGAAAUCCUUGGCAAAUCAUCGGUCAAAUAUCACCUCAAGGCGAACCACGUGGUGGAGGCAAAGCGCUGGUUUUGGGCCUUGAACAAUGCGAUACAGUGGGCCAAGGACGAGGCCAAGGAGGAAGAACGGCAGCGCACGAAGAAUGCGGAGGUCCUGCGUCAGGCCAAAAUUGAUCAAUCCGAAGGACGGGCACCGGACACUGCAUCUGAAUCUGGUCUCACCCGUAAACCCAGUGGCAAGGGUCUAGUACCCCCGGUGCCUGGUGGUAGUGAGAGUCUCAGCAUGCAGGGAUCUCGCACGACGCUUGAUAGAGACGAGGAGAGUGUCUAUGGUGGUUCGUAUGAGCAAAGCACUGCACAGCACGACGUGAACCGAGUGAUCAGCCAUGUGACUACGGCGCCCGAUGUCGACGGUGACGACGAUGACUAUGGCGACUAUACCUCCAGCCGAGACAUGCCCGCCACCGACAAAGAUGCUCUCAAUAUCACCGCACAAUCGGCCAAGCUUCAACUGGAUCUCCUGGCCAAUGUGGCUGCUUCAUUGCAGGCUGAGAGGUCAAAGAAUCCAGACAUGACGAUUGCAGACCCGGCAGUCAUACAGGCUCUUGGUGCGUAUGAAGCAGCCGUCAGCAGUCUGAAGGGCUUAGUGCAGAAUCUACUCAAGAUCUCGCGAGACCGAGACUCCUACUGGCAAUAUCGACUCAACAGGGAGGAACACCUUCGCCUGAUGUGGGAGGAAAGCAUGGCCCGAGUCGCUCAGGAGCAUGAAGAGUUGCAGUCAAAGAUGGGCGAGUCGGAAGAGAAGCGGAAACGAACGAAGAGAGCGCUGAAAGAGGCUUUGGAGGGUGCAACAGCCAGCAGCCGCUCCAUCAGCGGCGCUCCCUUCCGCCUGCCGACGGAAAGCCAGAGUGCUAUGGAAAGUAGCCAACCUGAUGUCCGUACUCCGGAGGCAGAGGCCGAGACAAACCAGUUGAACGAACAGACAGUUGAACCCACCGUUCACCGAAAGCCAUCUAUGCUCUCCCAGAUUAACAAUUUGUACGAUUCCGAGUCUGAUGGGGACGAGUUCUUCGACGCUAUUGACGCCGGCGAGAUCGAGGUGGAGGACCUGACCAAGGUUGGGCCAAAAGAUCAGGAAGAGCCGAAGAAUGAGAGUGCUGAGGUCCGUGCCAUCAAAUAUUCUGUCGUUGAACCAUCCUUCCGGGGUUACGAAGAACCCAUCCGAAAGCGGCUCAAGAUGGACAAUGACAAUCGACCCAAGAUUUCUCUUUGGGGCAUCCUGAAGUCUAUGAUCGGCAAGGACAUGACGAAGAUGACUCUUCCGGUCUCUUUCAACGAGCCUACUUCACUUUUGCAGCGUGUGGCCGAGGAUUUGGAAUAUACUGACCUUCUUGAUAUCGCUGCCGAUCGAUCCGACUCGAUGGAGCGUCUGGUCUAUGUGGCCUCGUACGCGGCAAGUGAAUAUGCCUCGACGAUUGGACGUGUGGCAAAACCCUUUAACCCUCUACUUGGCGAGACUUUCGAGUAUGUCCGGCCCGAUAAGGGCUACCGGUUCUUUGUUGAGCAGGUCAGCCAUCAUCCGCCCAUUGGAGCUGCGUGGGCUGAAUCGCCCAAAUGGGAUUACUGGGGCGAAUCUUCUCUGAAAUCCAAAUUCUAUGGCAAGUCAUUCGACAUUAACCUGUUAGGCACUUGGUUUCUGAAAUUGCGGCCCAUCACUGGCGGCGAAGAACUGUACACCUGGAAGAAGGUCACAUCAUCCGUCAUCGGCAUCAUCACCGGCAACCCCACAGUGGACAACUACGGUCUGAUGGAAAUUAAGAACUGGACGACGGGUGAGGUGUGUUAUCUUGAUUUCAAGCCACGAGGCUGGAAGGCGUCCUCCGCCUACCAAGUAACUGGACGUGUUGUCGACCGGGAUGGCUCUCCCAAAUGGAGUAUCGGCGGCCGAUGGAACGACAAGAUCUAUGCCCGCCACACCCCGGGCUUCGAGGCGCCGGUGUCUGGUCAAGACCCGGAAUCGGCCAAGACAUUACUUGUCUGGCAGGCUCACGAGCGUCCUACCGGUAUCCCGUUCAACUUGACACCCUUCGUGCUCACGCUCAACGCGAUCACCGAGAGUCUACAGCCAUGGCUUCCACCCACCGACACUCGUUUGCGUCCUGAUCAACGUGCCAUGGAGGACGGCGAGUACGAUCUUGCCGCUAGUGAGAAGCACCGUGUGGAGGAGAAGCAACGUGCCAAGCGGAAAGAGAGAGAGACCAGCGGUGAGUUGUACAAGCCCCAAUGGUUUAUUCGGGCUAGGGAACCGAUCACCGGAGAGGAGUACUGGGCCCACAAUGGCAAGUAUUGGGAAUCGCGAGACAACAAGGAUUGGAGCCUAGCACAUGACAUCUUCUGA